GGGGGAUGAGCCGGACUGAGCGGCCUGCAUGCUGACACAGAGCCGCAGAUCUGAAGACCUGCAUUUUAUGAAGACAGAUUGAAAAUUGGACUUAAAGGAUGGUGACCCUGGAAUCAGAAGAGGCUCCUGUGCCUCUGACGGCAUUGUCACGCUGGUAUCUCUACGCCAUCCAUGGCUACUUUUGUGAGGUCAUGUUCACUGCGGCGUGGGAGUUUGUGGUCAACUGCAAUUGGAAAUUCCCCGGCGUCACCAGCGUGUGGGCUCUUUUCAUUUACGGCACCUGCAUCCUUAUCGUAGAGCGAAUGUAUCUGAAGCUGCGCGGCCGCUGGCCCGUGCUGCUGCGCUGCAUCAUAUACACUUUAUGGACGUACCUGUGGGAGUUCGGCACGGGGCUGCUGCUUCGCCAGUUCAACGCCUGCCCCUGGGACUACUCUGAGUUUCGCUACAAUUUUAUGGGACUGAUCACAGCUGAGUACGCUGUGCCGUGGUUCUGCGCCUCCUUCAUUGUGGAGCGCCUGGUCAUCCGCAAAACACUACGACUACGUUUCCACGAGGGGCCGGAGGAUGGCUGGUCAAACCAUCGACUGGAUGCGGGGGGUGGAAGAGGAGCAGGGGGAACUUUGGGGGGUGGGAGAAGAAGGGAAGGGAUGGGAAAUAGUGCUAAUGGCUACCUUAAAGGAGAAUGAAUGUGGUAGAAAAAGAGGCAAGGAUGCAAAUGUGAAAGCAGCCCAGUCGCCCUGCUCCACCUCUUCUACCCUCCUCAAGCCUCUUUUCAUAAGCAGACCUCCACCAUUAACUGUACGGGGGAAGCAGAUCGACAGUUCUGUAGACUGGGCUGGUGUGCAGAGGUGUGUCGAAUACUCCAAACUCAAAACAGCCAAAAAAACACAACUCACUGAGGCUUCAAUUGCCCACUCACCCACUGUGUCCUCAGGCAGAGGGGACACGCUCUGUUUCAUGCUGCUGUGUUCACUGCGUCCCAUAAUGCACCCACCCAUUUCCACGUGGGGACCACCUGAAGGAGAUCACAGUCUUCGAAUAAUAUCAAAGGAUCUUUGACCAGCUGGGAUUACACACCAGUUUCUCCAUGUCCCAUCCAACUGCAAACCACUUGGGAUUAAAAAAAUAAUAAUAAUAAAAUAAAAUAAAAUAAAUAAGUAAAGUUGCUGAGAAGAACCAGAUUCAGGAACAAUGACAGCAUUUCUGAUUUUUGAGGAAGAAUCAGUCUGAAUGCU
This is a messenger RNA of Sphaeramia orbicularis (orbiculate cardinalfish), 1235 nucleotides long. It is a transcript of the gene tmem229b, whose product is annotated as transmembrane protein 229B. The transcript is spliced from 2 exons. Bases 99 to 686 code for a protein of 195 amino acids. Lineage: Eukaryota; Metazoa; Chordata; Actinopteri; Kurtiformes; Apogonidae. The record is from RefSeq and is a predicted model, not a curated record.